Effrenium voratum is the source of this 514-nucleotide messenger RNA. NCBI's taxonomy places the organism in Eukaryota, Dinophyceae, Suessiales, Symbiodiniaceae. The record is from the annotation of a GenBank genome assembly.
GGUGAUCAGUGCAAUUUUUUUGAAGGACACCUUGGACGCUGCGCAGAACGAUGCGGAGCAGCUUGUUGUUGAUAGGUUGAAGAAGAAGGCUCAGUAUGUCCAGAAGCUGGAGGAAGUUUUCCGAGCGAUUGAUUCUUCCUCCGAUGGCAUGGUCACAGAGGAGAAAUUGACGCAAGUCCUCUCAAAUCCCAAAGUGGCAGCUUAUUUCCAGACUCUCGACGUCGACGUCGUCGACAGCACUGCUUUGUUUCACCUUCUCGACAAUGGUGACGGAGAAAUUACCUUGGACGAGUUCAUAGAAGGCAUAUUGCGGUGCAAAGGUCAUGCACGGGCCAUCGACCAGGUGGCCAUGCGCUCGGAGCUGCGGCAGUUGGAUGCGAAGCUUUCAAGGCUGAGCUUCCGCCUCAAGGAGGCAGGCAUCAUCAAGAGCAGCGGCAAAGCCAAGGUGAAUGGCAGAAUGAUCAGCGCAUAACGGCCUAACUUUCACUCGGCAAGCGGGGGCUGCAACCGAACA